AUGGCGGACAAGAGGGACAAGAGUGCGGAUCAGAUGAAGCUGUGGAAGGAGAGUCGGGGGGAACCAGAAACCCGACGUCCUCACAACUGGUGGUGGUAAUCCCGUGUCUGAUAAGUUAAAUCUUCUGACUGUUGGACCUCGAGGGCCCCUACUGGUGCAGGAUGUGGUGUUUACAGACGAGAUGGCACACUUUGACCGGGAGAGGAUUCCUGAAAGGGUGGUGCAUGCUAAAGGAGCAGGGGCCUUUGGCUAUUUCGAGGUGACCCAUGACAUCGCAAGAUAUUCCAAGGCUAAAGUGUUUGAGCACAUUGGGAAGAGAACUCCGAUUGCUGUGCGAUUCUCCACCGUCGCUGGAGAGGCGGGUUCCGCUGACACCGUGCGUGAUCCGCGAGGCUUUGCCUUGAAGUUUUACACCGAGGAUGGGAACUGGGAUCUGACUGGCAAUAACACCCCCAUUUUCUUUAUCCGUGAUGCCAUGUUGUUCCCGUCAUUCAUCCACUCUCAGAAGAGGAACCCCCAGACCCACAUGAAGGAUCCAGAUAUGGUCUGGGAUUUCUGGGGCCUGCGCCCAGAGUCUCUCCACCAGGUCUCCUUUUUGUUUUCAGACCGUGGUAUCCCAGAUGGCCACAGACACAUGAACGGAUAUGGCUCGCACACUUUCAAACUGGUCAACGCCAAGGAUGAGCCUGUCUACUGCAAGUUCCACUACAAGACAGAUCAGGGAAUCCGAAAUCUGACGGUGGACGAAGCCCACCGAUUGUCUGCUGAAGAUCCCGAUUAUGGAAUCCAUGAUCUGUAUGAAGCCAUUGCCAAUGGGAACUAUCCUACCUGGACCUUCUACAUCCAGGUCAUGACCUUUGAGCAAGCAGAGAGAUUCCCAUUCAAUCCUUUCGACUUAACGAAGAUCUGGCCUCACAAGGACUACCCUCUCAUCCCUGUGGGAAAGUUGGUCCUGAACCGCAACCCAGCCAAUUACUUUACAGAAGUGGAGCAAAUUGCCUUCGAUCCUAGCAACAUGCCUCCUGGAAUUGAGCCGAGCCCAGAUAAAAUGCUGCAGGGUCGCCUCUUCUCUUACCCAGAUACACACAGACACCGCUUGGGGAGCCAACUACCUCCAGCUACUGUGUGAACUGCCCUUACAAAACAAGAGUGGCCAACUACCAACGUGACGGCCCAAUGUGCUUCACUGAUAACCAAGGGGGAGCUCCCAAUUAUUUCCCCAACAGCUUCUCUGCCCCGGAGAACCAGCCUUCAGUCAUGGAGAGCAAAUUCCGUGUGUCAGCUGAUGUUGCACGCUACAACAGCUCCGAUGAUGACAACGUCUCUCAGGUCCGGGACUUCUACACCAAAGUGCUGAAUGAAGAAGAGCGCAAGAGGCUCUGUGAGAACAUCGCCGGUCACCUGAAGGGUGCCCAACUUUUCAUCCAGAAGAGAGCUGUGAAGAAUUUCACUGACGUUCAUCCUGAUUAUGGCAACCGCAUCCAGGCUCUGCUUGACAAGUACAACGCUGAAGGUCACAAGAAGAAAGCGAUCAAAGACCUACACUCAGCAUUCUGCUCAAGUGACUGCAAAUGACAAGGCCAACCUGUAA
Staurois parvus is the source of this 1591-nucleotide messenger RNA. NCBI's taxonomy places the organism in Eukaryota, Metazoa, Chordata, Amphibia, Anura, Ranidae. The record is from the annotation of a GenBank genome assembly.